Molecule: messenger RNA, 1329 nt
Organism: Komagataella phaffii GS115
Lineage: Eukaryota; Fungi; Ascomycota; Pichiomycetes; Pichiales; Pichiaceae
Exons: 2
Coding region: 1-1329 (442 amino acids)
Biological process (GO): regulation of DNA-templated transcription
Molecular function (GO): zinc ion binding; sequence-specific DNA binding
Source: RefSeq, a predicted model, not a curated record
AUGCAAACGUACAAUAGCAAUAGUCGACAAGAAGGACUACGACUACCUUCCUUUGGAGAAUUAAGUGCUGCUACUGGUCGCCCCAUAGAAAGACCUACCAGUCCGUUAGAUAAUGGACUCGGAUAUGGACCAGGCAGUGCUUUUCCUACCCCAGAUGGCACUCAGCCUAGAGCACGGUAUGUAUUCCCUCCAGCAGCAGGUCCGCCAUCAGCGGGACCUCCAGUUUUUGCUGGCUUCCAACAACCCCAUGUACAACAACAGCCGCAACAGCGCCAUCACCACCAUCAGCCAGUACCACCUCCAAAGCAACAGCAGCAGCAGCAACAACAACAGCAACAACCGCCAUCGUCAACUGUAAUGGCUCCUCCUCUUCCAAUCCCACCUCAGAAUGAUACCAACGUUGGUCCAAGAUCUGGAUUAGACCCCCCUCAACUCCCACCGUAUCGCAACCAGACACAGCCAGCAGUUUUCGUAAAGGAGCCAAAUCAACCACCCCCAGCUAUGUUGAGCUUCCAUAGAUCCUCCCAUAGUGAACCUCUAAUAGCACUUGCCGACGCUUCGGAGAUGAUGUCCCAAAGAAAUGACAGUGACCCCCCGAUAGCGCAACAACAAAACCAAGAUGUCGGACUGCUUUAUGACAUAAGGGCGGGUGCGCUUGAAAUAGAUCAACUAAACCAGAAAAUACAGAGGAUCGCUCAAGACCUGCAAGGACUUUUGGAGAAUGGUUCCGUAACACCAAAGGUAAUAGAUGAAUUUCUAUUGAGACCAGAUUACGAAGAAUUAACGAAAAUGGCUUUUCAACUAGGUUUUAUGUCUUCUACGCUCCAUCGAUGGAUCCAGGCACAUGAGUUUCUUAAACAUAACGUGGAGAGGCAGGCCUCUGCCAUGAAUAGUAACAAUCCUAAUAACUCACACGCAAGUAACAACAGCGGAUCAAAUAACAAUAUCGCCGUGAUAUCCCCAACGUCCAAGCAAUCUAUGAACAAUCUCAGAAAGGAGUCAAUAUCCCUGAAAGUAUCACCUCAAACCCCAGUCACUAAAGCGCAGGAUACUUUAGACCUUGACAAUCGGGGUUCCCGAGCGAACAUUUCUACGAACAUUCCGCCGAGGUGCCUGCAAUGUGGGUCGGGGGACACACCAGAAUGGAGACGAGGACCUUACGGAGCUCGAACGUUGUGUAAUGCAUGUGGAUUGUUCCAUGCAAAACUGACUAAGAAGAAAGGCGCACCAGAAGCAGCCAGAAUAAUGCAAUCACGUAGAAGACUUGGAUUGGGUUCCGAGCGCCGGAUCUCUCUUCUAUCUGGCUCCGAGCUUGAGCAAGACCGAUGA